Molecule: messenger RNA, 1017 nt
Organism: Pseudocercospora fijiensis CIRAD86
Lineage: Eukaryota; Fungi; Ascomycota; Dothideomycetes; Mycosphaerellales; Mycosphaerellaceae
Exons: 5
Coding region: 1-1017 (338 amino acids)
Source: RefSeq, a predicted model, not a curated record
AUGGCUAAUAUAGCGAACUUCACUCACUCAAUAAUCAUAAUCGUAGUCACAUGUGAUUACAUUGAUGUUGACAUACCCGUCUCUGUUAACGCAGCAAUAUUCUCGCCAUCGCUUCCCACAGUCCCCAUUCUCAGCAUAGUCGGCCUGCUGAGCGACUCUGGUGCGGUCUCAUACUUCAUUACCAUCAGCUGUGUGCUGGCAAGACGACUGCAUGGCCGACCGCUGCUGUUGGGCCGCUGGUCUUUGGGGCUGUUGUAUACUAAUUCAUCUAUGACAGGAGAGAGUAUACAAGGCCGGUCGAGCACAUUCAUCGCAAUUAGCUUGAUCAGAAGCUAUGGGGUGCAAGGCGAAGUGGAGACCCACAGCUACAGCUUCAUCAGGCAGUUGGAGCACUUCCCAUCUUUCACUAUUCUCCAGAGCAUACAUAUACCUGCGACGCUCACAUCCGUGAUAGAAACGACAAUCAAGAUGGCUACGACCACCCCUCCAUUCAUCCUCACCCGCGCCACACCCCAAGACAUCCCCGAGAUAUGCAGCCUGAUGUACGACAGCUUCCCUCCCCACAUCCGACUCCUAUUCAUGGGCUGCGAAUCUCUCGACGAUCUACCAAAAUACCAAGAACAAUGCAUCCAUCGAAUGCACACCGAUAAAUCCGACAUCUGGAUUCAAGUUCGAGACCGAGCGACUGGCAAAGUGAUUGCGGCCGCGAAUUGGAAAGUCUAUGUCAAUGGCGAGCCCGAAGAUCUCGGAGAGGAAAUCCCGGAUUGGGUUUCUGAGGGGCAGAAAUGGCGGAGUGAGGAGGCGAAGAGGAUUAUGGGGGAGAGGAGGAAGACGGCGAAUCCGGGGCCUUUUGUUCGUAGGUUUUUUUCUUCGACCAUUCAAAAGAUUUCCCUGUUUACUUUUGAUAUUUUGCUCAUACAUAUCACUUUCAGAUCUUCAUAUUUGUUUCACCAGUUCGGAGUACCGAAGGCGCGGCGCAGGCUCGAUGCUAUUACAAUGGGGCCGGUAAACCGAUAG